UUAACCCCUGUCUGUCUUAGUUGUUAUGAGGAUCAAUUAAAAUAAUAUUUGUAAAGUGUUUCCUAUGGUACCUAAUAAAUAUUUGUUCCCUUUUCUCUUUCCCCCUCAAUGACUGACUGAUACUAUGCCUGGGAAGAACCAUGGGUCGAAAGGAGGGGAAGUACUUUGGAAUAGGAGCCCAUUGGAGGCUGCUUGUUGGUGACAGCAGCCCAAAUGUCCACAUCCAAAGGGGCCAGGGCCUUACACAACAGUACGAUUGUCUUGUGAAAACUGCUUUCGCGUUACCAAAGACAGAAGACGACUGCUGGUGGGAGUGCUCCUGGCAGCUGAGUUGGAAGGGUGAUCCCAAGGCAUGGCCGGCCAGAACACGUCCCAGCCCAACCUUUGUGAUCCUCGGUGGACUUGGCACUUGACCGGACUUUACAUCGCUGUGUUCAUCGGGGGCGUGACCGGCAUCAUCUGCAUCCUGUUUGUCCUGGUGAAGAUGAACUCGAAGUCGGUGACCACCACGGCGGUCAUCAACCUGGUGGUGGUGCACAGCGUCUUCCUGCUGACGGUGCCCUUCCGCCUGGUGUACCUGGUCCAGGAGGAGUGGUUCUUCGGGAUGCCCUUCUGCAAGGUGGUGAGCGCCAUGCUGCACGUGCACAUGUACCUCACCUUCCUGUUCUACGUGGGCAUCCUGGCCGUCAGGUACCUCACCUUCUUCAAGCGCAAGGACAAGGUGGAGUUCUACCGUAAGCUGCACGCCGUGGCGGCCAGCACCGCGCUGUGGGUGCUGGUCCUCGUCACCGUCAUGCCGCCGCUGCUGACCCAGUACGGCUCCCACGGGGAGUACAAAGACACCAAGUGCUUCCAGUUCCAGGAAGAGCUGAAGGAGACCUACGUGAAGGUCCUCAACUACGUGGUGGUCGUGGCGGUCAUUGCCAUCGCCAUGGCGCUCCUGGCCUUCCAGGUCUUCAUCAUCGUGUCCAUGGGGAAGAAGCUGCACCACUCCUGGCUGGCCCACCAGGAGUUCUGGGCCCAGCUGAAGAACCUCAUCUUCAUCGGUGUCAUCUUCGUCUGCUUUCUCCCCUACCAGUUCUUCAGGCUAUACUAUCUGCAGCACCACGGGGCCAAGGGCCAGUGCCACAGCGCCAUGUUGUAUAACGAGAUCUUCUUGAGCGUGACGGCCAUCAGCUGCUUUGACUUGCUGCUCUUCGUCCUCUGGGGGAGCCGCUGGUUCAAGCAAAAUAUCACCGAGCUCUUGAACUGUCUCCCCUGCUGUUAGGCCCGGGCAGAGCGGGGGCGGGGCAGCCAGGAGACCGCCUGGAGGAGCACGCCCCGUGAGGCCCAGGAGGGGCCUUCUGGAGACAGCUGCCCCCGCCCCAUUCUGCUCUGCAGUGGGGAUCACCCCGUAGGGAGGGCAGGGGUCCGCCCUCCUCAGGGAACCUGAAGGCGCCGCCAGGACGCCGGGCACAGCCAGGAUCUGAUCGCACUACGGCGGGCGCAACCGGGAGGCUCACCACCGUCCAGUUGCGGUGGGGAGAGGAGAUGCAUUUUUUACAAAGUGUUUUCUUGAUGUCCUAUAAUUGUUUCUAAAUGUAAGGAUGUAGCUUAUAUAGAUGAGAAAACUGAGGCCCAGAAGAGUUAAGUGACUUGUCCAAAAUCAUAUCCCUAAUAGGGAGCUGGGCCAGGAUCUGAACCCAGGUCCUUUGACUCCAAAAACCAAUGCUACUUCUAUUGUUGAGUGAAGCCAAUCACCGCGUCCCAGGCCUUUCCACCAAGAGGCCCCUUCUCCCUCCAGGGCCCUGGGAAGUCACUGUGGCUCCUUCCUUGGUUAGAGAUUUGAAGCCUUUGCAGUCACAGCGAGAAUGCACAAAACACCGUUAAGUUUUGUAAUAGCCCUUGUGAUGGUGGAGACGCCUGGAGUGUCAGAAACCCGGGGCUGAGAACGACUUUGGUGCAGCCCCAUUCAUGCAGGCCCCGGGCUGGUUUGUCCAGUGAAACUCCGUGAGAGGCGACACCGCCGAACUGCAUGAGAUGCGCGUCUCUUCUGCGCUUCCUAGAGAAGGACCGUCACACUCUGCGGGAUCUCCUUCCUCCCGCCCUCCAAACCUGCCCCCCACCCCCGCAGGGCAGCCUGGGGACAGAGGGGGAAGGAAGGGUGACCGUGAGAGCCACCGAGGACCCGGAGUCUGGAGGACACUUCCUACCUGGGCCUAUUUUCUUCUUCUGCACAAAUGGAGAGAGUAGCAUAGUCCCUCCUCAGCAGUCUUGGGAGGAAAGGGCUUUGACGCGUCCCAGUGCUAUAGACACCUGAGGUGCCAUCGCUUGUGUCCCUGCCUCAGACUGUUAGGCACUACAGUGGGGGUCCUGCACCUGUCCAGGGGAGGGCUGCCUGGAGGCAAGAGGUGCCCCCCCCCAAUCUCAAAUUCAUUUAAAUUCUGAAUCAGAGCUAUCCAAGAAGAGGAGUCAAAACCAGAGGCAAGGGAGAGGGCAGAUGGGAAAUGCCGAAGAUGGUCCCAGCCGGCUGCUCUCCUGAACUUUACCCUCAUCUAGAGAAGAGACUUCCAACAAGAUCAAUGACAUCAGCUCUGGAGCUCAGCCCUCCCCCUGCCUGGGGUUCCUCCUACUUCCCUCCUCCCUCCCCUAACGGGAGAGCUCUCUCCAGAUCCGCCAUCUCAGGAGGGAGUCAGGCAGCUUCCUCAUUAUUUCCGGCGCUGUGGCCCCUGCCCCUCCCUUAGAUGAGGAGCUCCUUGAGGGCAGGGCUUUAAGGACCCCCCCCCCCCAGCACGGUGCCGGAACAGAAAGGGAUGAACCAGGCCCAGGAGCCAGGCUUAUUUGUGGGUGUUCUGGGGGUGGGGAAGUGGGAAGGAGGGGCCAAGGCCCUUCCUUCCUUACCCCAUGGUCUCAUGGUCAAGGAGGCCCCCCACCCCACCCCAACAGCAAAGUCCUAGCCAGCACUGGCUUGGUCCAUGGUGGGAAUGUCUUGUGGAUGUCACCAUCUCAGCAGACUGAUAGGGUCAGAAUACAGGACAGCUGAGGAGGGGCAAGGGAAGGGGAAGGGAGGAGAUAAGAACAGAAGCCCCUCCACGUAGCAGGUGCCGAUUGCACUGGGCCUUGAAGAAAACCAAGAGUGAGGCUGGUGAGAACUGCAGCCUCUCCAAAGGCUCCGGAGGUGGGAAAUGGGAAGGCUGGUUUGAGCACGGGAAGAAGGCACCAUGGCAGGAUCAGGGACCACAAGGAGGAAGGCUGUUAUGAAGAGUUUCCAGGUGUCACUCCUUUCCCGCUUCACCCCUAAAGACCACUGAGAAUGGAAGCUCCUGGGGGGAAAGGGGGUGGCAUUUUGGUCUUUUUUUCCUAGUCCCUCAUACAGUGUUUAGCAUCCAAGGUCACGAGGCGUAAUGGGUACGUGCUGGACGAGGGGUCGGAAGGACAGGUUCUGACCCCUCAGCUCCUGCCCUCUAGCCCUGGGGCCCUGGAAGUAUCAGGAACCUUCUGCACCCCAGGUACCCCUGGGAAAAAUCAGGAUGAUGUUUGUGGUCCUUAUCUUUGAGGAUUAUUGUUCGAUUUGUGAUGUCCACCGUUAUCAGCAUUAUUGCUGUUUGUUGAUCAAAGAGGAUAAUGUUUGUUAAGGGCCAUGCACGGGGCCUGGCAAAUGGUAGUUGCCAGAUAAAUGCUAGUGAUUAUUAUUAUUUUGUUGUUGUUGAAUUGUUUGUUCAGAGAACAA
This is a messenger RNA of Dromiciops gliroides (monito del monte), 3709 nucleotides long. It is a transcript of the gene GPR141, whose product is annotated as G protein-coupled receptor 141. Gene Ontology annotation, molecular function: oxysterol binding; G protein-coupled receptor activity. The transcript is spliced from 4 exons. The coding region runs from base 353 to 1267 and encodes 304 amino acids. Gene Ontology annotation, biological process: G protein-coupled receptor signaling pathway. Gene Ontology annotation, cellular component: membrane. Lineage: Eukaryota; Metazoa; Chordata; Mammalia; Microbiotheria; Microbiotheriidae. The record is from RefSeq and is a predicted model, not a curated record.